Messenger RNA from Folsomia candida, 887 nucleotides. Its product is annotated as glutenin, high molecular weight subunit DX5. Lineage: Eukaryota; Metazoa; Arthropoda; Collembola; Entomobryomorpha; Isotomidae. Bases 89 to 865 code for a protein of 258 amino acids. The record is from RefSeq and is a predicted model, not a curated record. The transcript is spliced from 2 exons.
AAACUUGAAGUCGUACUUCAGUCUGGAAUUUAAUUUCAAGGUAAAAAUAUUACUUGUAAACUAUCAGAAUUUUUCAAAAAAUAAGAGGAUGAAGAUCGCAAUAAUUUUGGUCUUGACUGUAGCACUAUUGGCUCAGGAAACAUUAGCCAGGAAAGGCAAAGGGGGAAAGGGCAAGGACAGUAGCACUGGGAAUGGCAGUAGCACUAUAAGACCUAGCGGCCAAGGUCAAAAUGGUCAACAGGGCGGCCAAGGUCAAAAUGGUCAACAGGGCGGCCAAGGUCAAAAUGGUCAACAGGGCGGCCAAGGUCAAAAUGGUCAACAGGGCGGCCAAGGUCAAAAUGGUCAACAGGGCGGCCAAGGUCAAAAUGGUCAACAGGGCGGCCAAGGUCAAAAUGGUCAACAGGGCGGCCAAGGUCAAAAUGGUCAACAGGCGGCCAAGGUCAAAAUGGUCAACAGGGCGGCCAAGGUCAAAGUGGUCAACAGGGCGGCCAAGGUCAAAGUGGUCAACAGGGCGGCCAAGGUCAAAAUGGUCAACAGGGCGGCCAAGGUCAAAAUGGUCAACAGGGCGGCCAAGGUCAAAAUGGUCAACAGGGCGGCCAAGGUCAAAAUGGUCAACAGGGCGGCCAAGGUCAAAGUGGUCAACAGGGCGGCCAAGGUCAAAAUGGUCAACAGGGCGGCCAAGGUCAAAAUGGUCAACAGGGCGGCCAAGGUCAAAGUGGUCAACAGGGCGGCCAAGGUCAAAGUGGUCAACAGGGCGGUUGGCGGACAACAGCCCGGGCAACAACUAUUUCUUCAAGGCAAACUUCUCCCAUGCCGGCUGCGGGGAAAUAGACAUAUCUAUUGUACUUAUGUAAGAAUGUCAUGAAAUAAAUUACUACUCAUUGCCA